AUGGCUGGAGUAUUUAGAAUACCAAGAGGAAGAUGCACUGUUUCCAAAGAUAAUGAUGCGUUGCAGUUACUUAACGCUACUUACUGUUUUCAAAAUUUUACAGUUAUCUGGUUAGAUUCUUUGUUCGUCGAAAAUAAUGAUAUUCAUAUAAAAUUAAAACGAAUAUUUAAUAAUUUAAAACCUUUUAAUGAUAUAGGUCCAUGUAUUCAUUAUUUAUUUCAAAACAAAACAAAAAUAAAUGUUUUAUUAAUUGUAUCAUAUUUAGCAGCUCAAGAGAUUAUUCCUGUCGUACACGAACUACCAGAAAUAAUUUCGAUUUAUAUUUAUUGUGAGAAUAAACAACAACAAGAGGAAUGGAUUGUAAAACAACCCUUUUUAAAAACUGGAAAUAAUAUAUUUUAUGAUCAAAAUUUAUUUUUUAAAAAACUAAAAGAUUUUGCGUCUGAACAAAAUAAUGAUGAAAAUCUACCGUACAACGAAGCAUUGCCAACUGUUGGUUGUUUUAAUCAAAAUGAAAAAAACAGCUCAAUAAGAACUUUAAGUAAACAAACAGUAGAAUUCAUUUGGUUUCAAUUAACCAUUGAAAUUUUAUUACGUAUGCCAAUAACAGAUGAUUCAAAGGCUAGUAUGAUAAAUGCAUGUCGUGAUUAUCAUAAGGACAACACAACUCAAAAGAAACAUAUUUCAGAAUUUGAAGCUGCUUGUAAUAAAAGUACAUGGACGCCGGCUGCUGCAGUCACAUGGUAUACAAGCGAUACAUUUUGUCCUCGUUUAACAAAUAAAGCUUUAGGAACGCAAGAUCCUGAUUAUUUAUUUACAUUUCGUUUUAUUAUAACUGAAAUUCAUAAGGAGUUAGAUGCAUUACAUACAAUGCGCAUUAGAUCAAACACAACACUACCAACGGUUAUCUAUCGAGGAAAAGUUUUAACAAUGAGUCAAUUUCAAAUAUUAAAUGACAAUAUCAACAAGCUAGUUUCAAUGAAUGGGUUUUUGUCGGCUAGUACAGAUGAAAACGUUACAGAUAUAUAUAGUGAUAAAGAUGGUACUUCAGACCUUAUAGGUUAUACACGUGUUUUGUUUAAACUAUUAAUUAACGACGAUAUUCAACGAAAACCAUUUGCUUCAAUUAAAGACAUUAGUCGUAUGAAAGAUGAGAAGGAAAUAUUAUUUUCGGUUGGCACAAUAUGGCAGGUUAAAUCUAUUACAAAAGAUAAUAAAGUCUGGAAUGUUGAAUUGGAAUUAAGCAACGAAGAUCCAAGUAUUGAAAUGAUUAAUUAUUUAAAAAAACAAUUAGGUGAAAUAUCAACAUGUCUGACGUUAGGAAACUUUUUAGCAGAACUAGAGGAAUUUGAAAAAGCUAAUAAAUAUUAUCAGAUGUUACUCAAAGAUCUACCUGAAGAUCACGAAGACAAACCAACAAUCCUUAAUAAUCUUGCUUGUCUGGAAUGCGAAAGAGGUAAUCAUAAUGAUGCUGCCGUUUAUAUUAAUCAAGCAAUCAGAUACAUUAAUGAAAAGACUCGAAAUAAUUCGCACAACAUUAGUGAGAUGGCGUCAGAAGUGGCCAGAUGUACAGAACAUGUCAUAGCACAGCAUUGCAAUCAGACUCUUUAUUCUGCAACUACUGCUACCAACAGUAGUGCAGCUCCAAUUGAAGAUACAAUUAACUUGAUAACAAAAGCGUUAACUGCGAAUCAUUCAUCAAUCGGUAAAAUAUUCAAUAAUCAAGGACUUUUGUAUUACAGUAGCAAUGACUAUAGUAAUGCAAUGACAUAUUUCAAACGAGCACUGGAAAAUUUUCAAGAACAAGAAAUCAAAUAUCCACCUGACAUAGCAGCGGCUUAUAAUAAUAUUGGUGUUAUU
Molecule: messenger RNA, 1860 nt
Organism: Didymodactylos carnosus
Lineage: Eukaryota; Metazoa; Rotifera; Eurotatoria; Philodinida; Philodinidae
Source: the annotation of a GenBank genome assembly